AUGACUAUGACCGAGAUUCUUCAACAGGCUUUCUAUAAAGCCGCAGAGUUGCCGGAAGACCGGCAGGAAGCCUUCGCUCGCUUCCUGCUAGCAGAGCUUGAGUCUGAGCGGCAGUGGGAAGAACUCUUCAGCCGCCCCGAAUCCGAAGACUUCCUUGAGCGUAUGGCAUCUGAAGCCCGUGAGGCGCACAGAGCCGGCAAGACGGAGAUGCUCAAUCUAGAAGACCUUUAA
This is a messenger RNA of Geodia barretti, 231 nucleotides long. The record is from the annotation of a GenBank genome assembly. Lineage: Eukaryota; Metazoa; Porifera; Demospongiae; Tetractinellida; Geodiidae.